AUGUCCAGUUCUAACUCAACAAUCAACAAUAACAACAUAACUUCCUCCUCGACCACUGGAGGCUGUAACACACCCAAACCCACAACAAUAACAACAACAUCAACAUCAUACAAACCCACCUUCCCAAAUAGCGCCGUGCAGCCCGGACGGGAAUCCAGAUUCACCGAGCACUUUGAGUACAGCGAGUGGAAGAAUAUGCCUAGCGUGGUUGAUAACAGCAAGCAUUUCGAGUUGAUGGCGGUGCCGAUUGAGCAUGAGAGGAAGGAAGCUGAGGAGAAGGAGAAGAAGAAGAAGUCUUGGGGUUGGGGUAGUGGUAGUGGUAAGUGA
Messenger RNA from Neurospora tetrasperma FGSC 2508, 327 nucleotides. RefSeq lists its product as uncharacterized. The record is from RefSeq and is a predicted model, not a curated record. The transcript has 2 exons. Lineage: Eukaryota; Fungi; Ascomycota; Sordariomycetes; Sordariales; Sordariaceae. The coding region runs from base 1 to 327 and encodes 108 amino acids.